Molecule: messenger RNA, 678 nt
Organism: Ostreococcus lucimarinus CCE9901
Lineage: Eukaryota; Viridiplantae; Chlorophyta; Mamiellophyceae; Mamiellales; Bathycoccaceae
Exons: 1
Coding region: 1-678 (225 amino acids)
Source: RefSeq, a predicted model, not a curated record
AUGCCGCGCGCGGAUGCGCUGGCGCCCGAGGUGGAGGAGACGCGGGCCGAAACGGCGGCGGCGACGGCGCUGGCGCCCGAGGUGGAGGAGACGACGACGCCGGCGAACGUUCGGCGGCGAGAGAGAGAGUGCGGUUCGCCCGCCGUCGAUGGCUACGCGCACGUAAAUUUGACGUGCUUGGCGAUGAGUGCGACGGCGAGAGAAUUCGCUCACGCGUCGGCGAGCGGGCGCGAGAAGUUGCGAGCGCACAUCGAAGAACACGCGUCGUACGACGGCGUGGCGGUUCGUUGGGGAAUCCAUCACACGACGGAAACCGCGGAGGAGUGCGGUGAGCGGUGCAAAGAACACGUGGUAAAGCCGGACGGAAUCGGUGCAGAAGUUUUGCCGUGCAACGUGUUCGUUUGGUGUCCCAAAGACGUCGGUGAGGGCGGUUGCUUUGAACCAGACGCGCACCAGCACUUCGCGGGCGACUGUUGGCUCAAGUUUAGCGAGACUCCGGAGAACGUCGAGGUGAACCAGCGAGGGGCCAACGACGCACCUGGGUUCGUGAAUAAGGAUGGAAAGACGUUCGCCGAGCGACACGCGAACGCGCCGAAAUUAGUCCAUUGGUCGAGCGGCGUGCUGCUUCCGGAAUCGAUGACAGCUUCGAGCACGCUCGGGCCGCGCGCAACGUGGUAG